This is a messenger RNA of Triticum aestivum (bread wheat), 2105 nucleotides long. RefSeq lists its product as uncharacterized. The transcript has 2 exons. The record is from RefSeq and is a predicted model, not a curated record. Bases 6 to 809 code for a protein of 267 amino acids. Lineage: Eukaryota; Viridiplantae; Streptophyta; Magnoliopsida; Poales; Poaceae.
CCGCUAUGUUUUAUCCAAAUGCUUUGCGGAGGGCGGAGCUGGGCGGAGCUGUGGCAGAAGAGGCGGCGCGACGGAGCAGGAGAAGAUGGCCGAGAAGAUGUUCAGGCGCGGCGCGGCGGGCGAAGAAAAGUUUUGGUGAUGAGCUUGUGGCCACGCUGGACCAGCUGCUGCAGUCCCCCUGCGCCGUCGCCGUGGGUCGCCUGUGUUCUGCUGCUCCGGUGCCGGCACCUGUCCCUGUGCGGUCCGUGCUCAGGAAUUUGGCGAAGAAGGCGACUGCCGUGCUUGCGCGCGAGAAGGGCGUCGGACCUCGUUGGCGCUGCGAAGGGGGCACAGCUCAGGUUGGGUACGCCGUCGGCCAGCGCCGGCGGCGAGCACGCUCCGCUGUGACUUGUCCGCCACAGCCAGUCCUCUCCCGCCUCCCCCGACUCCGUGUCCUUGUCCAACGCAAAUCAAUGGAGCUGCCGACCAGGAUUGUUGCUGGCUUCUAUAAGAAGGGAGGGUCCUCGGCUCGAAUCUCCAUCAGGUCAAUUUUGGACGAAGCAUCCAAUGUCGACACCGAGUUCGCCGCAGGAAGAAGCGCCGAGUUCGCCGGAGGUAGAAGAAGCGCCGAGUUCGCCGAAGGUAGAAGAACAGCCGUCGAGCUGUCCAAUCUCGCCUGCGUUGGCUACAACAGAGGUAUGUAUCCCCUUGACCCCUGUUUUGAGUUAUUUUUUUGUCCCCUGUUUCUCUAUGUACCUUCCAAUAUGGAGUUCAGAGGUAAAGAUAUUGUUGCGAAGUACGUCAGUUUAGAUAUUGUUGCCUUCUUGUGAUUGUAGACACCCAUGUUGUGUUGUUGGUCUGUUGAACGAAGCGCUAGAACUGUCAGCAAUUCCUUCAGAUAGUGUUGUUCUCUGAACAGAGAAAACAAAAUUGGAACAGCUGCUGCGGUGGUUCUCAUCUGGCCUUAGUUCCAGGUACAACAAUAACAAGCUUUGCUUCCUAACUACCUCUGCUCCUAUAGCUAGCUAAAAUUACAGCUGAUACAUGUAUAGGUAUAUUAGCAUAUGUUGUGUCAGGUUAAAAGUCCCGAGAGAUUUUGAACUACUGGUGGAGUGGAGAUGGUAAUUUGUAGUUCCACAUUCUGUGCUAAUACUUCGAUGGAUUGUCUGGUGAUAAGCUAAGUGUGUCUGAAAAUCUUUUCUGUCUGUACAAUUCUCUGUCUACACUCCUCCUUACGGAUCUGAGGUGAAAACAAAGCUGCAGGUAGAGAAAGCAAAGCAUAAUGAUAGGUAGCUUCAUGGUGUUUGUCUUAUAUUCAAACUGCAUUUAGCUUCUAAGAAUAUGAUAUAAUACAUCAGAAAAUAGUACAACGUGCAGGCAUCUCAAAAUUCCACUCCAAAUGAAACACUUAUUCCACUGAGAAAACACUCGCUCCAAAUAACUUUACCAUGGAAUUGUUUGAUCUAUCCUGUGAUGCGUUGGUUCUGAUUCUGCUGCAAUUGAAUUUAUGUUGAGAUCGCGGAAGAAUAUUGUUCUACUUACGGUGAUUAGAUUAUGCAAGUAUAAUGUUCUUUGCACGUCAGAUUUUCCAUGUUGUGAUGAUAACAAAGUAAAUUAUAGGUGCCUUGCAAUGAGAAUCCUCUUAUAUUCAGGCAAGUACUAUUCCUACUUGACUGACGAACAUCAUAUCUGUAGUAUAUCUCUUUGCGCAUUGUUGGUUAUGUCGUAUUACUUCUGUGUUUUUUUACAUAUUUUACCGAUGGUUGUUUGUGUUAGGAACUGAGAUUCGCUAGCUUUCAUAUUCUGCUUUAGUUUUUUAAUACUAAAAGUGCAUGCCCAAUUUUAGUAAAGACUGGAUUUGGUAUUUCCUCCUUCCGUCUACAAAAAUGAUGCUCUGUUUCCCAUGCAAUCAAAUUAUCUCACGGGUGACUGAUAUUGAUUUUCUAACACAACAUUUUCUUGACGACACAACUUUAGUUAGUAGGUUUUGGAAAGGUCACGAAGUAUCACUUAUCUACCAUUUAAACCUCCGACUGUAUGAAUCUCUACAUAACCUCCGUGUUCUCCAUCGUCGAGCGGACGUCUCCAUAUGGUAUGCAUUAAUGGCUGGUGUGGCAAUGACGCCG